Molecule: messenger RNA, 684 nt
Organism: Naegleria lovaniensis
Lineage: Eukaryota; Heterolobosea; Eutetramitea; Acrasida; Naegleriidae
Exons: 1
Coding region: 1-684 (227 amino acids)
Source: RefSeq, a predicted model, not a curated record
AUGAUUUCAACAACCACUUGGACCUGCUGCCUCCUUCUCGUCUUGAGUUUGCUCUCGUUGCAAGUACUUACUGUCACUGGUCAACAUCAAUGUUGUCUUCCUCCUCAAUAUUCUCAUCACGUUCGAACACAAACUGCCACAUCUUCCAAUGCUUUAAAAGCCAAUUUCACAACAUUGACUGUGCAUCACACUUACGUGGACUCUCUUCAACAUAGAAUUCGAGAGGAUUAUCUUCAAGUUUAUUUCAAUGAAUAUCCACAACCAUCGUAUUCGAUAUUGAGUUUCUUGUCCUCGGAUUUAUCCAUGAAAUACAUCUAUAGAUGGAAUUCUACUUUGUGUUCAUGCAGAAAAGAACGAAAUACUGGAGGCACUCCUUUCAAGAAAACCUGUGCUCAAGGAAGCACUGUGAAAACCUCCAACAUUGGUCUAUAUCCCAUUAUGCUCUUUACGGAUCAAGUCUAUAAUUCUCAACAAUUUGUCAAUACAAGAUUUGUCACUUCUAGAGUGAAUGGUCAUCCAGGAAAUUGUUGGAUCGUUGAAGCCGAUGAGAUUUCUGAUAAUGCCAAUCGAAAAGAAUACAUGAAUGCAGUUUUUUCAGAACAACGUGCAGUGGUUUCUGAGAAUGACUUUGUAUUGGAUUCAAAAUGUCCUUCCAUCGACAAGUGUUCAUGGGAACAAGCAUGA